Messenger RNA from Lottia gigantea (owl limpet), 1159 nucleotides. RefSeq lists its product as hypothetical. Bases 1 to 540 code for a protein of 179 amino acids. NCBI's taxonomy places the organism in Eukaryota, Metazoa, Mollusca, Gastropoda, Lottiidae. The record is from RefSeq and is a predicted model, not a curated record. The transcript has 2 exons.
AUGUAUUCUCUCUGGUAUCAAUCAGUUCCUAUAUUCUCUCUGGUAAGAAGCAGUUACUAUGUAUUCUCUCUAGUAUCAAUCAGUUCCUAUAUUCUCUCUGGACUCCCUUUAGCCCCGGAUGCAGCAAAUACCACAACAACCAUGGCAGAGUCAACGACUACCAUGCCAGAGUCAACGACUGUUUCGUCAAAUAGUUCAGAUGGUACCUCCAUAGUUUCUAUAAUUACUGUUACUACUAUUGAUAACUCGUCAUCCAGUAUGCAGACAGAAAUAACUACUGACAUCACAAAUACUAGUGAUAUAACAGCACCAAUCACUUUUAUAUCAUCCGAACCAAUAUCAAAUUCUUCUUCUUCCAUUAAUACAUCUCCAGCUACCGUUGGUCCUCUCGCAACAACACAGGCUUCUGCUUUCGGUUUUGAUGGAGCGUCGUUUGGUGGUGGUAUAGCCUUAGGUGCUGGACUCUUGUUAAUAACGUUUAUAGCUUAUAGAUGUUACGUGAUUAGAGCUAAUGGACAACAAAAAUACAACGCCAUGUAGGCUUGAACUUACUGUUAACUGGACUGUUGUGUUGAAUGUGUGAUGGAUGGGAAAAAAUACAAAAAUUAAUAAUAUCAUUUUGAAGGUUCUCUAAACAUGCGUUGGAAGAUUGUUGUGAUUACAUCUAAAUUGAAUACUGUUGAACAAAUUUCGCUUUGUUUGAUUUCUAAUGGUAUCUAAACUAUUCUAGAUCUAACGCCGUUGUAAGAAAUAAUUGUUCUCUAAUUCAACCAAUCAAAUAGCUUGUUCAGUAACAAUUGUCUAUUUUCAGAGGAUUCUUGCAUAAAUUAGCUCAUCAAUCGCGUUGUCGAGAAUUUCCAUUCAAAGAACGAAUGUUAAAUCUGGAAUGGUUGCAAUAACCAAAAGGCACAGAAAAUAAACUAAGCAUGUUGCAUUUAAUCCAUUUUUAGCUUUUUGGAAAUUGUGGGAGAUCUCAUUCAAUCGAAACCAUAACCGUAAUUCAUUAUAUCAAGAGAUCCACGUGAAUCCUCGAUUUUGAUUUCCUGAUUUAAAAAGAUCAUAAUUUUUUUUCCAAAACCAUCAUUAGAAUAGUUCAUUUUGAAAACAUAGGUUGCACAUCUCAUUUGUUAAAAAAAGAAUAAAGUUUUUUGAUUCAAAA